This is a messenger RNA of Sipha flava (yellow sugarcane aphid), 1085 nucleotides long. It is a transcript of the gene mats, whose product is annotated as MOB kinase activator-like 1. Lineage: Eukaryota; Metazoa; Arthropoda; Insecta; Hemiptera; Aphididae. Gene Ontology annotation, molecular function: protein kinase activator activity. Gene Ontology annotation, biological process: signal transduction; positive regulation of protein phosphorylation. Gene Ontology annotation, cellular component: cytoplasm; nucleus. The record is from RefSeq and is a predicted model, not a curated record. The transcript has 4 exons. The coding region runs from base 279 to 932 and encodes 217 amino acids.
UUUUUUGUUGUACCAAUGCUAUUAAUUCAAAGUAUAAAUAAAAAUUCUUGUCUAAAUUAUGAGCAACGUAGUUCAUGCAUAAUAUAGUAUUCGUUAUUUAUUUUUAUAGAUUACUAAUUAAUUAAUUGUUUCGCCAUCAACAUUAAUUCAUUUUGGCCUGUGGAACUACUAAUUAGUGUUUAGAAGUAUAUUUUGUUAGUGGGAUACCCACUUUUAUAAGAGAAUAUUCAACAUAUUUGGUUGUCAAGAGUUUAGUUUAUGUACUAGGCAAAAUCAUAAUGAGCUUCCUAUUUGGAGGCAGAUCAUCAAAAACAUUUAAACCAAAGAAAAAUAUACCAGAGGGUACACACCAAUACGAUCUGAUGAAACACGCUGCAGCAACUCUUGGUUCAGGAAAUUUAAGAUUGGCUGUACUUCUUCCAGAGGGUGAAGAUCUUAAUGAAUGGGUUGCUGUCAACACUGUUGAUUUUUUUAACCAAAUAAACAUGUUGUAUGGUACAAUAACAGAGUUUUGCACUGAGGAAAGUUGUUCUAUAAUGUCUGCGGGACCCAAGUAUGAAUAUCACUGGGCAGAUGGUCUUACUGUGAAGAAACCUAUUAAGUGUUCUGCUCCCAAAUACAUUGAUUAUUUAAUGACUUGGGUUCAGGAUCAAUUGGAUGACGAAACAUUGUUUCCCUCAAAAAUCGGUGUUCCUUUUCCUAAAAAUUUUUUAUCCAUUGCUAAGACAAUACUUAAACGGUUAUUCAGGGUUUAUGCACAUAUAUAUCAUACACAUUUUGACUCAAUAGUUUCUUUAGGUGAGGAAGCACAUCUCAAUACAUCUUUUAAGCAUUUCAUAUAUUUUGUUCAAGAGUUUGUACUAAUUGAUCGAAGAGAAUUGGCUCCAUUACAGGAUUACAUUGAUAAAUUGGCUGGUAGAGAAACUAGAUAAAUUAAUCUGGUGCUUAAUAAUCUUGACUAAGCAUAACUGGUCCAUAGCUUUAAUCAUUCAGAUGUGAUACAUUCUUACUUUAAUUAUAAAAUAGUUGACAUUUACAUACACAUGUUCAUAUUAAAAAAAAAAAAAAAAAAACUGUCAUUUAUU